UGCUGGCUGAGGCUUGCUUGGAGCCCACUGUGUUUUUCUGGUCCUGUCUCCCAUCGUGGGGCUGGAGCUGCCUUUGAAGUGCAGGUGCUGUAAACAGCUGCUGCGGGCACACCGCAAUGCUCACACAGCACAGCAAUGCUUCCUUGCUCCUCUACUCCUCUCGGAACAGAACGAGGCAGGAUGCCUGCAGGGCAGAGGCAGAUGCAGCUGCUGGCAGAACGCUCCCUCCCCCCACCUUUGUCACGGAGGUGGGAACCCCCGCCAGGCACCCAAACCCUGAGUCUCUCUCAAAGGAUCUGCAGGUUUAGGCAUCUUUGUUCAUCUGCAGGCUCCUCCCUAGCCCUCCAGCCACCUCAGAACUUUUCAAAAGUCCCAGAGGAGGAGAGAGGCCUCUGGUGGAGUCUGUAGACCUGCGAUUCAGGUCUGUCUCCAAGGGACAUAAAAGGGGAGCCGUGUGUGAAACUCAGAAGAAAGCUGUGAUGUCACCUUGCCCUCCCUCUUCAAGUCCUUCUGAAGCUUGCCUGUUGUGUGGCUGUCCUCCGGAGGAAAACUAAAACCAAAACCAAACCAACCAACCAAACAAACAAAAAGGCCACCACUCAGGACAAAGGGCUAGUUCCGCCAGGAAGAACCCUGCAAAAUGCCAGCCCACCCUGAGCCAGACCCCUGGAGGCCCCUGGGUUCCCCAGGAUCUGACAUGAACCUGGCAUCAAAGCCUCCCUCUUGGAGAACCGGCUCGCAUGCUCAGCCUCGCAUGCAGCUCUCAACCUUUCUGAGCCCAGACUCUCCAUCCAGAAAAUGAGGGUUUGAUGAUUCUGUCGGCCUUCGGAUGAUACCUCAGUGUACCACAAGAAAAAUCAGAAGCGAUUCACCAAAAUCAGUUAAGAAAUUCGCUCUGAUUCUGAAAGUAUUGUCCAUGAUUUAUAAAUUAAUACAGAGCGACACUUAUGCAACCAAGAGGUAAAUAUAUUAUUCUGACAAAUUCAUCUUCAAAAAAUGCAAUGAAGUGGGGGAUUUAGUUAAAUUAACUUUUUUACUUUUAAAUUUAAUGUGUAUGGGUGUUUUGCCUGCAUGCCUGCCUGUGCACCACGUGUAUUGCUGGUAUCUGAAGGAGCCAGAAGAUGGUGUCAGUUCCCCUGGAACAAGAGUUACAGAUAUUUGUGAGCUACUAUCUGGGAACUGGGAAUUGAACCCAGGUCCUGUGGAAGAGCCCCCAGUGCUCUUAACCACUGAGCCAUCCCUCCAGUACCCAUUACCUUUUAAAACAUGCUGUGAACAGGCCACGAAGCUGGGAGCCCGGGCACUACGCUGCUUCCCUUGUGCGGUGUGUUUCCUGCGGUAUGUGUUCUCUGCCGUGGUCUGUGUUUGUCACCGUCCAGGAGCAAUGCUCAUUCUGUGUUGACCUUGCAUCUGCAUAGAGACAUAUACUACACUGACAGCCAGCUCUUUGGGAACCAGGCUGCGGUGGACAGCGCCAUCGAUGACAUUUCCUGUAUGCUGAAAGUGCCCAGGAGGAGUCUGCACGUGAUUCUGGUCUAAGCUAAAAUACAAGUAUCUUAACAGCUAUCUACUUCCAAGGGAUUGAUUGCUGGCAACUUGAGAUACAUGGAGGAAGAUGGUACCAGAGUCCAGUGUACCUGUAGUGCCACGGCUACUGCUGUGCCGACUAACAUUCAAGGAAUGCAGCAUCUGAUCACAGAUGCGAAGUUUCUGUUAAUAGUCGAGAAGGAUGCAACAUUUCAGCGGCUCCUGGACGACAACUUCUGCAGCAGGAUGUCCCCGUGCAUCAUGGUUACGGGAAAGGGCGUUCCAGAUCUGAACACGAGGCUCUUGGUAAAGAAGCUGUGGGACACCUUUCAUAUUCCUGUUUUCACACUGGUCGAUGCAGAUCCCUACGGCAUCGAGAUAAUGUGCAUCUAUAAGUACGGAUCCAUGUCCAUGUCUUUUGAAGCUCACAAUCUCACUAUCCCAACAAUCAGAUGGCUUGGUCUCCUCCCUUCUGAUAUCCAGAGGUUAAAUAUACCUAAGGAUAGUUUGAUCCCACUGACAAAGCAUGACCAGAUGAAGCUGGACAGCAUCCUGAAGAGGCCUUACAUUACCUACCAGCCCCUCUGGAAAAAAGAGCUGGAGAUGAUGGCAGACUCUAAGAUGAAGGCAGAGAUCCAAGCCUUGACCUUGCUGUCGUCAGACUACCUGUCCAGAGUGUACUUACCCAACAAGCUGAGGUUUGGAGGAUGGAUCUAAAAUCACAGCAGGGAACGUGGACCACCAGGCUUUCUGUUGGCCUGCUUGAAUUACAAACACUGGGUGAAGGAGUAUCUAGUCUUAGGUAUGCAAUGGUAAAAGUAAUUUUACAUUAACAUAUUUUUGUCAAAGCAAACUUCAUAGUGCUCUAAAAGGUUUGAUCUUCUGUAAAGACAGAUUCUUAUUCUAUGUUCUACAGUGAUUACAAAAUUAUUUAAUUUAAAAUUUUUAUUAGAAAAACUGUUACAUAUUCUAAAAGUCUAUAAAAAUAUUUACUUCUUGCAACAUAGCUAGUGUAGCAUGAAGUGUCUCACUAGCAACAAAGAAAAACAGCAAGCGAACCUUGAGAGGUUGCGAAGGAAUCACAAGGUAUUUUCCUCUAGUACUUUCUUUUGCCUCAUGGUAUAGGUGCCUUGCCCUGUUAAUGUACCUGUGAAACUAGUAAAGCUUGUUAUAAACAAAUAGUCACACUG
Messenger RNA from Mus musculus (house mouse), 2717 nucleotides. It is a transcript of the gene Spo11, whose product is annotated as SPO11 initiator of meiotic double stranded breaks. Gene Ontology annotation, cellular component: chromosome; nucleus. Gene Ontology annotation, biological process: spermatogenesis; female gamete generation; meiotic DNA double-strand break formation. Bases 1606 to 2244 code for a protein of 212 amino acids. NCBI's taxonomy places the organism in Eukaryota, Metazoa, Chordata, Mammalia, Rodentia, Muridae. The transcript has 12 exons. The record is from RefSeq and is a predicted model, not a curated record. Gene Ontology annotation, molecular function: DNA binding; ATP binding; catalytic activity.